UAUUUUGAAACUGCCUGAAACAGGAAGUGUGGUGCUGAUCCUGAGACGCUCCAGCAGGUCGGGUUCGGCUCAGUUGACCGUCGGAGCUUAAGCUGCAACGCAUCAUGCCGCAACUGGGACUGAAGGCUAUCGUUGGAGAAAGAAUAAUGAACAAUGUCAUCAAGAAGGCAAGAGAAAAGGGGAAAUGGAAGGUGCUGGUGGUGGACAAGCUGAGCAUGAGGAUGGUGUCUUCCUGCUGCAGGAUGACAGACAUCAUGUCAGAGGGAAUCACCAUUGUAGAAGACAUCACUAAACGCCGCGAGCCUCUGCCCAGCAUGGAGGCCAUCUACCUGAUCACACCUUCAGACGAGUCUGUUGAGGGUCUGAUUGAUGACUUCAGGGAUCCCCAGGCUCCGAGGUACAGAGGAGCUCACGUCUUCUUCACCGACACAAUCCCAGACUCCUUGUUUGGACUGUUGACUAAAUCUCGCGCCUCCAAAGCCAUGAGGGCCUUGACAGAGAUCCACAUAGCCUUUCUACCCUAUGAAUCUCAGGUCUUCUCCUUGGACAGAGCAGAUGCCUUUCAGGACUUCUACAGCCCCUUUAAGGCUGACGUGAAGAAUAACAUGAUGGAGCGUUGUGCUGAACAGAUCGCCACCUUUUGUGCCACACUCAAAGAGUAUCCUGGGGUCCGAUACAGAGGGGAGUACAAAGACUGUGCGGUUCUUGCCCAAAUGCUCCAGGAGAAGCUGGACGGCUACAAGGCUGAUGAUCCCACCAUGGGAGAGGGUCCAGACAAGUGUCGCUCCCAACUACUCAUCCUGGAUCGUGGCUUUGAUCCUGUGUCACCCCUCCUACAUGAGCUCACCCUGCAGGCGAUGGCUUACGACUUGCUGGGCAUCGAGAAUGACGUCUACGGGUUUGAAACCAGCGGGAUGGGAGAGACCAGAAUGAAGGAGGUUGUCCUGGAUGAGGACGAUGACCUAUGGUUGUCUCUGAGACACAAACACAUAGCAGAGGUGUCAACGGCGGUAACUCGCUCUCUGAAAGAUUUCUCGGCCAGUAAAAAGAUGAACACUGGAGAAAAGACCACCAUUAAAGAGCUGUCUCAGAUGCUUAAGAAGAUGCCCCAGUACCAGAAGGAGCUCAGCAAGUAUUCGACCCAUCUUCACCUGGCAGAGGACUGCAUGAACCGGUACCAGGGCUCAGUGGACAAGCUGUGUCGUGUGGAACAGGACCUGGCCAUGGGAACAGAUGCAGAGGGCGAGAAGAUCAAAGAUCCCAUGAGGCUCAUUGUUCCCAUUCUCCUGGAUGCUAACGUCGGCGUAUUCGACAAGAUCCGCAUCAUCCUCCUUUACAUCUUCCUUAAAAACGGUGUGACUGAGGAGAACCUGUGUAAGCUCCUCCAGCAUGCUAACAUCCCUCCUGAGGACAGUGACAUCAUUUCCAACAUGGCUCACAUGGGUGUCCCUAUUGUCUCAGAGGGUGCCAUCAAAAAACCCAAGAAGCCAGAUCGUAAGGAGCGGAUCAGUGAGCAGACCUACCAGCUCUCCAGGUGGACUCCUCUCAUCAAAGACUUCAUUGAGGAUGCCAUUGAGGACAAGCUUGACCCUAAGCAGUACCCGUACAUUUCCCAACGACAAGCAUCUGCCAAAGCCAGUGCUCCAUCAAGUGCUCGCUAUGGUAACUGGCACAAGAACAGAGGCCCUACAGAGAUGAAAACAGGACCCAGGAUCAUCGUCUUCAUCAUCGGAGGCAUGACGUACAGCGAGAUGAGAUGUGUGUAUGAGGUCACACAAGCCAAUGGCAAGUGGGAGGCUCUGAUUGGCUCCACUCACAUCCUCACACCUACUAAAUACCUGAAGGACCUGCAGCACCCAGACUUCUUGGACCCUAACUCUCAACCAGAGGGUGCAGCGUAUUCACCUACCGAAUGAACGGUCUUUUCAAAGUAAAUAUGCUAGUUGAAACAUGUCUGGAUCAGCUGAUUUUUUUUGCCACUUCUCAAGGAUCUGAAGAACGUGUGAGGAAGAAGAGCUUGAAAGUUCACUUCGGUAGUCCUCCCUCCUUAGUUCUACAAACAACCUGUGACCCCUCCUCAUGCAGAAACUAGUUUUAAUAACGUGGUUCUUACAGACUGUUGGAAGAUGGACUUAUUGAAGGUAGUUGUCUGCAUAGAGAUACAAGUGUCUAACCUUAAAUGUCAGAAAGAAUAACUGGAUUUUUGUUCACUUAAUUUAGUUUUAUUCUUUAGUUUGUUUCUAAAAAUUUAUCGUAAAUAAAUUAGAGCUUUGAGCUUUUUGUGUUUUUUUGUGUCACAUGGUAAAUCAGCAGAUAGAUAGAUAGAUAGAUAGAUAGAUAGAUAGAUAGAUAGAUAGAUAGAUAGAUAGAUAGAUAGAUAGAUAGAUAGAUAGAUAGAUAUUCACAUACUUCUGCUUUUACAAUUUAUAGUGAUGAGUAGGUGUGUCCUGCAGUAACAUCUUCUGUUUAUUAUGAUGCUGUUAUUGUUGUAUAAUGACUGUUUACUGAUUGUGGUUGUUUGGUCACAUACAUGAACAGUAUACAGCACGUGCUGAGCUAAUAAAGUGGUUUCUAUAGGAAA
Messenger RNA from Nothobranchius furzeri (turquoise killifish), 2581 nucleotides. RefSeq names its product syntaxin binding protein 1b (gene stxbp1b). Gene Ontology annotation, biological process: intracellular protein transport; neurotransmitter secretion; vesicle-mediated transport. NCBI's taxonomy places the organism in Eukaryota, Metazoa, Chordata, Actinopteri, Cyprinodontiformes, Nothobranchiidae. Gene Ontology annotation, molecular function: syntaxin-1 binding. The record is from RefSeq and is a predicted model, not a curated record. Gene Ontology annotation, cellular component: plasma membrane; secretory granule.